Olea europaea var. sylvestris is the source of this 1329-nucleotide messenger RNA. Its product is annotated as phosphatidylinositol transfer protein CSR1-like. Lineage: Eukaryota; Viridiplantae; Streptophyta; Magnoliopsida; Lamiales; Oleaceae. The transcript has 6 exons. Bases 337 to 1122 code for a protein of 261 amino acids. The record is from RefSeq and is a predicted model, not a curated record.
UGACUUGCAUAAAGGAUUACUACACAUUCCAAUUAUAUGCAACGGAACUACUAAAAUUGAGGGUUGUACAUUGCUUGUUGGCCGCUGUAAUCGAUUUGUAGAAAGUGUUGUCCUUCAAUUAAGCUAAUUGUAAUUUUGUACACAUUUGUUGACGGAUGGGCAUGAUUCUGCUGUUCUUUUAUUGCCAAAGUUCUCACGUCAACUCCCAUCCCCCACCUACUCACAGGCGUACACGCAAUUGCACUCACAUGGACAGUAACGGAACAACCUGCGAAGAAAGUGUUUCGAUAGACAGUAGAAUCAAAAUCCAGAAAUAGUAUUGAAGCCGUUGACCAAAUGGCAUACUGUCUGAAACUCCAGCCUCCUCUGGGCCACCAUUUUAAGGCCGUUUCAACUUCCAAGAAGUCGAAUCAAAUUUUGAAGUUCAGAAUUAACAGUUGUGCAGUCGAACCCGAAAAUGUCCAUAAGUUAGUGGUGGAAGUCAGAGAAAAGCUUGAAAAGGAACAUAAUACGCUCCCAGUGGGAAAAAAUGGAAGAGACGAUGAAGACAUGAUACUUUGGUUUCUGAAGGACAGAAACUUUUCUGUUGAAGAUGCUGUCCCCAAAUUGACCAAAGCCAUUAGGUGGCGUCAUGAAGUUGGCGUGUCCGAAUUGUCAGAAGAAUCAGUCAAAAGCGUAGCGGAAACUGGAAAAGCCUAUGUGCAUGACUUUCUCGAUAUAUAUGGCAGACCAGUUCUAAUAGUGGAAGCAUCCAAACAUUUUCCUGGGAAGCACAAACAUUCUGAAGAUGAAAUGCUCAGUGCAUUUCUGAUCGAGAAGGCUCUUAGCAAACUUCCAGAUGGGAAGCAGGAAAUACUUGGAAUAAUUGAUCUACGAGGAUUUCGGACACAAAAUACAGAUAUUAAGUUCUUAACAUUUAUGAUUGAUGCAUUCUACUGCUACUAUCCAAGGCGGUUAAGUCAAGUCCUUUUCGUUGAAGCUCCCUUUGUAUUCCAGCCGGUGUGGCAGCUGGUUAAACCCUUGUUAAGAUCGUCUUCCCCUCUGGUGAGAUUUUGCUCAGUAGAAACCGUUAGAGAGGAGUAUUUUACAGAUGAUACUCUUCCAGCCAAGUUUAGGAGCUGAAGGCCUUCUCCACAGGCUCGAUGGUUCUGCAAAUUGUUUAUGCUGGUGUUUGGUAACAUUGACUAAAGCGGAUCAAUAUUAUAGAACAAAAAGAAGUUAAAAUUGUGCUGUCUGUGUAAAUGGUUUACAUAUGUUUGUGCUUUCCUCCACAGUUUGGGGGCUGCUGGUCCGUAUAUUCUCUGCUUUAUAUAAGUAUUUAUGGCUAGA